UGGGAGGGCCCUAAAAGAGGAGCCACCAUGAGACACGGCCUAAAAAAAGAAUCUGAGCAGUUAAUAUUCUGUUCCGUCAAGUUUUUUGAUCACCGAAGGCCCCGGUCGCUACUUCAGACGGACAAGAAUUUCUGACUUCCAUCAAGCAUUCAUCAACCUCUGCUUUGGAAAGGACCCAAGAAGAGGCUUGACAAACUUCCGAAGUGCAGGGAGAUCACAGGCAUCAACUUUGCACUGAGAAUAAUUUCUGUCAUCCCAACAAAAAGAUGAAUAAUUGUAGAAUCAGCAGACGCAGAGGACCAACGAAGACAUCAAAUCACCUUGCAAGGAGCACCAGUAUUUGGUUAUAGUGAUAGAGGCAAUUUUUGAAGAACAGCCUGUGUCCAAGAAUUACAAGUUGUGGUCAGAAUAAUAUGCGAACAGAUCAUGAAGAACUCUGUGGCAGCAGUUACGGGUCUUUCUGUCUGAAUGGUGGGAUCUGUUAUACCAUACCUUCUGCUUCCAAUCCUUUUUGCAGGUGUGUUGACAACUACACAGGAGCUCGUUGCGAAGCAAUCUUGCUCCCCAGCAUCAAGAGCCACUCAAGAGGGGAACUGUUUGUAGCCGUGUUGGCUUCGGUUGUUGUUUUGAGUGUCCUGGUAGCCGGAGCGUUUUUUUUCCUUUGCAGGAAAGGCCAGAUCCCACGAGCCAAUGCCCUGGAGCGCGGCGAACACCUGAUUGAGGGAAACGGCAGGGAUGCUUGCAACAAAAUAACCGAAUAAAGAAAUCCGAAGAAGAAAUUAUGGACCAGCUGCAAGAGAAGUGGAAAAGCUGAAACCAUGCUGGAGAAUAUGGAAUCUGUAUCUGCGUUCCCAGAUACUCUGAACGAAGAAUGUGAUUUACGGGACCAAAUAUCUAGGCAGAAAUAUGCACAACUUAUGUUCUUACCGUUCCCAGACACAGGAGGUCAGAGGUAUGUGAAGAUGCUGAGAGAGACAAUAGAGUCAACUCCAUCCUCGGUAAUUAAAAUAGACAAAAUGCUUUUAAAGUAUUUCCGAACAUUAGUAGGUAAUAUCGAAAAGCUGUUGGAGAGCUUCCAUCCGUCUUUAUCGAAGGUGAAAUCAGCUUUAUGUUUUAGUAUCCUGCAACGGACUUUCCAGCUUAGUGAACAAAAUAAGAAGCAUUUUAUGUAAAGGUUUCCACAACGUACAGCGGUCGACAUCGGGCGAGCCCUUUUAGUCAUGAACGAUGUAGUCACCGUAUUCCUUUUUUUCUUCUGUUUGAAACAUUCCCAUUUGUAAAUAAAGUUUAUCCUUUUCAAAGACG
Molecule: messenger RNA, 1305 nt
Organism: Pantherophis guttatus
Lineage: Eukaryota; Metazoa; Chordata; Lepidosauria; Squamata; Colubridae
Gene: NRG4
Product: neuregulin 4
Biological process (GO): positive regulation of mitotic nuclear division; positive regulation of cell population proliferation; epidermal growth factor receptor signaling pathway
Molecular function (GO): epidermal growth factor receptor binding; growth factor activity
Source: RefSeq, a predicted model, not a curated record